Messenger RNA from Bipolaris oryzae ATCC 44560, 1281 nucleotides. RefSeq lists its product as uncharacterized. Gene Ontology annotation, cellular component: intracellular membrane-bounded organelle. The coding region runs from base 1 to 1281 and encodes 426 amino acids. Lineage: Eukaryota; Fungi; Ascomycota; Dothideomycetes; Pleosporales; Pleosporaceae. The record is from RefSeq and is a predicted model, not a curated record. Gene Ontology annotation, biological process: pyruvate decarboxylation to acetyl-CoA. Gene Ontology annotation, molecular function: pyruvate dehydrogenase (acetyl-transferring) activity. The transcript has 5 exons.
AUGCUGUCCAGGACAAUUAGGCGGAGCAUUGCCUCGCCCUUGAGGCGCAAUGCCAUCACCCCUGUUGCGCGCCCCGCCUUCAGGUCUGUCACCACCGACGCCGCUUCAUCGCAUACCGACCCGGCCAAUGUGCCCUCAGAGGACGACAAGCCUUUUGAGAUCCGCCUCUCGGACGAGGCAUUCGAGACAUAUGAACUCGACCCGCCGCCAUACACCAUGGACGUCACCAAGAAGGAGCUGAAGCAGAUGUACUACGACAUGGUCGCUGUCCGACGCAUGGAAAUGGCCGCCGAUAGGCUCUACAAGGAGAAGAAGAUUCGGGGUUUUUGCCAUCUGUCCACCGGUCAAGAGGCCGUCGCCGUCGGUAUCGAACACGCCAUUGAACGCGCCGACCAUCUCAUCACCGCCUACCGCUGCCACGGCUUCGCUCUGAUGCGCGGCGCAACCGUCAAGUCCAUCAUCGGUGAAUUGCUCGGCAGGAGAGAGGGUAUUGCCUACGGAAAGGGUGGAUCCAUGCACAUGUUCGCCCCCGGCUUCUACGGUGGAAACGGUAUCGUUGGUGCUCAGGUCCCCGUUGGCGCUGGUAUCGCCUUCGCAUGCCAGUACACCAACAAGAAGAACGUUACCCUGGCUCUCUACGGAGACGGUGCUUCCAACCAGGGUCAAGUCUUCGAGGCUUUCAACAUGGCUAAACUCUGGAACUUGCCCGUCAUCUUCGGUUGCGAGAACAACAAGUAUGGUAUGGGUACCGCUGCCAACCGCUCGUCUGCCCUCACCGAUUACUACAAGCGUGGUCAGUAUAUUCCCGGUCUGAAGAUCAACGGCAUGGACGUCCUUGCCGUCAAGGCUGCCGUCAAGUACGGAAAGGAGUACGCCGCCGCUGGCAAGGGACCCCUUGUUUACGAAUACGUCACCUACCGUUACGGCGGACACUCCAUGUCCGAUCCUGGAACCACAUACCGAACCCGUGAGGAGAUUCAGCGCAUGCGCAGCACAAACGACCCCAUUGCCGGCCUCAAGCAGAAGCUCCUCGACUGGGGCGUCACCUCUGAGGAGGAGCUCAAGUCCAUCGACAAGCAGGCUCGUUCCGACGUCGAUGCUGAGGUCGCCGAGGCCGAGAACAUGGCUCCACCAGAGCCUACUGGCAAAGUCCUGUUCGAGGACAUUUAUGUCCGCGGCUCCGAGCCUGAGUUCCUCAGGGGACGCAUUCCCGAGGAGAACUUCUACUACACCGAGCACGACAUGGGUGGUGAGAAGAAGCCUGUCGCCAGGACAGCAUAG